AUAAAACAUAAUUUAUUUAUUUAUUUUUAAAAAACUAGCUAAUUGCAAAAAAAGAGAUAAAAUAGAGGAUAUCACAGGUCAAAUAGGGUAUUAUCUCCGAAUUACAAAACAUUUUAUUUUUAUUUCAAUGUCGAUCUGCACAUGUCGUCGUACUCUCUGAUGACUAGCUGGAUUUUUUCGCAAGCCAUCUGGAUAUCUUCGUCGCCGAUUUCCCAAUACAACGUGAACCGGACGCAAUCGUGAUUCAACGACAUACACCGGACACUGCACUUGACACUGUCCGUUUUCAAGACGGUUUGCAAUCGAACCUGAAGCUCUUUAAUAGGAAUUUUCGUUUUGUCCACAUACAUUACCACCAUGUUGGUUUGGACGGUUUGCAAAUCGACUUUGAAGUUGGACGAAUGCAUUGCGUAGAUGGCUAGAAUUUUUUUUGCCUGAUGUGAUAUGGGUGUUUGUGGAUAAGAAAUUAAACAUUUUUACCUUUAGCUAUUUGAUAGGCGUGAUUGUGAUCAACUUCCAAACGGUCAAUCAUUGUGUCCAAGGCGAUUAAACCUGCAGCAGCUAUUAUUCCAGCUUGUCUCCAGCCUCCUCCUAUAGCUUUACGGACUCGUCUUGCUCUAUUAUUAAAAAAAAUGUUUAGUACAAAAAAUUUAACAAAUUAUUGAUUAGUUACUUGGUAAUAAACUCAGAAGUUCCAGCUAAAAUUGCUCCAACAGGACAACCUAAUCCUUUGCUUAAGCAAAAGCACACCGAAUCAACAUCCUUAACAAUUCUACUGGGUGGUACUUUGAGGUAAACGGCCGCAUUCAUCAUUCUAGCUCCGUCCAUAUGCACGGGAAUGUUGUGCUCGCGAGCCACUCCUUGGACCUUUUCCAGCCAUUCCAAAGGUAGUACUUUGCCACCACAUAAAUUGUGCGUAUUUUCAACAAUAAUCAACGAGGAAAUUGGUUCAUGGAAGUCAGGGUUUUUGCGGAUUUUUUUACGCAAAUCAUCAAUGCUGAAGGUACCAUCUUCAUUGUUUUUUAUAACUGCAGUGUGGACUCCAGCUAUUUGAGCGGUACCACCUUGUUCGAAUUUAAAUGUAUGUCCAUGAUCGCCUGAUAUAAUUUCGCUUCCACGUUGAUUACAGUGGACCAUAACUGAAAUAUUAGUAUGUAUUAGGAAAAGUAAUAUAACUAGAAGAAAUUCUUACUGGCAAUUAAAUUAGCCAUAGUUCCACUAGCAACAAAAACAGCUUCUUCCAUUUGCAAAAGUUCAGCUGCGCGUCUUUCCAGAUCAGCAACAGUAGGAUCUUCACCGUAAACGUCGUCUCCUACAGGAGCCCUAUACAUGGCGUCUCUCAUUUCGGGCGUCGGUUUGCUAACAGUGUCACUUCGCAAAUCGACAAUUCGGAUGCCCGAAUUGUGCAUCAGAUCAACAUUGAUUUUUUCGUACAUCUUUAUCGGACAAAAUAACCGAACGAACUAAAAGUUUGAGCGAGCGGUGAAGGUCUUUUAUAUUAGUGAGUGGUUGCGACACCAACAAGAUUAUUGAAUGAAAUAGUUGUUGCCUGGUCUGACGACAAUUUCUAUUGGGUAAUCGUUCAGGAGUCCUUGCCUUGGAUUUUUAAAAUUAAAUUUAUCAGGCCUUUUUGCCAGUGCAGUGACCGCUAGACUUAUGUAUGAACACAUUGAACCAAAAAUCAUUUUAUGGUAUAUAAUUACAUAAAUUAUCUUUAAUACAUCAUUUAUAAAUGAGAUUACAGAUAAAUUCAAGUUCUAAUUACAAUCAUCAAAAAAACUUUAAGCAUAUGGAUAACCAGAAUGGAAUUAUUAAUUAUUUCAAUUAAAAAGCAAAUGAAGUUUAAAUAAGCUGAUAUUCAAGAUGUCUUAUAGGUAGAUGUCUUUUUUAGGUCUGCAUUACCAAAACAACGUCUUUACAAUGUCUUAGUCCUGAAGACGUAUUUAAGCAGACGUCUUUCAGACGUCUGCUUGGGUUUUGUAAAAUACGACGUUUUCAAGAUGUCUUAAAGGCGUUUUAAAAACAUGAAGCAAGACGUCUUGAAUGCUUGUGGACAUAGGGAUGUCUUGAAGAUGUUUACAAAAAUUUCCCACAGAAUUCGUUUCUCAUUCAAUUUAGAAGUUACUGGAAACCAUUUAGAACAAAUAUACCUAAGCCACUGUAUAAAGAUACAAAAAGCAUAGCAAAAAGUGAUCAAUAUUUUAUUAUUCUCGGCUCUUGUAGGAAAUCUUUCACGAAAGCAAUUCCACCACUGUGUAGAGAUACAGGGUGAUAUUUGAUUAUCUCUGGCUCUUGAUUUUCCUUUAUUUUUUUAUUCUAAAUUCUUAUUUUUGGUUUGGCUCUUGAAUUUUUCCAUUCCAAGUUCUUUUGUCUGGACUGCUUAUGUCUUAAAGACGUUGUAUAUUACAAAACCCAAAGUCUUCAAGAACCUCUUUAGGACAUUAUUCAACUAAGACAUUCUAGAGACUUAACCAAAUUCCCUAAAGACACGACUUUGACAAGAUGUUUUAAAGGCAUAAAACAUCAUACAUUCAUUUUUAGGUCCGGCUGUACCAACUAAAUAGUGGUUCAGUUGAAGUCUAUAAGUACCAGGUUCCUACUUGAUUUUUUUCCAUUUAAAAUGCGUUGAUAUCAAAAAAUGUAUGGUUUAUUUUUUCCAAGAUAGAAUUUGACAUUGUCAACUUUGAAACAUAAACAAUGCCGCUAUUGCCGCUUAUUGGUCGCUAUUGCAAAACUGAUGUCAACCUGCAGAAACACCUCAUUUUGCGACCAAUCAGGGUCAAGCGUUAUUGUUUAUGUUUCAAAGUUUUCAAUGUCAAAAUCUAUCUUGGGAAAAAAUAAAGUGUAGGUAAAGUGCGUUUUUUUUUUAAAGAUAAAAGUCAAACUAACAUUAGGUUGGCAAUACAAUGUGAAAUUGUCAAUGCUUUCAAAUUUUUCAUGUAGAAAAGGCUUGUGUUGCCAACAUAGUUACUAAAUUUUUGACUUGGGGAAUUAUCUUUAAAAAAAAACAGAUUUUAGAUAACACUUUGACGGAUUUCUGACAUUGAUGUAUUUUAAUUAAAUAGGAGAGAUCAAAGAACAACGUCUUUUAUUGGUACCUAUUCAAAUGUUCAGACGUGGUAAUCACAGACUUAAAAAAGACGCCUUUAAGACUUUGUGUGCUGUCUGAGCUGGAAAUUUCGUGUUUGUUCUGGAAUAUAGAGGCAUUAUUGAUUGGAUAGUUUUGUUUAUAGAGCCAAACUUUGAAUGAAGUAAUAUGACUCUUUGAGUAGGUUUUUGUAAUUUUAUACAUUUUUGCCUGAAUAUUUUUCCGAGUAAAGGAAGUUAGUGGGGGUUCAUAAAGAGCGUUUUAUUAUCUUUGUAAAGCUCUUUUGAUUUUGUAGAUGUUAAGAUUGAGUAAUUUUCAUAUUUUUCUCAAAUUUUAUUAAAUUUUUGUCUGUUCCCGGCUCUUGAGUUUCUAUUUUCUCAAAAUUUCUCUAAAUUUAAAGAGCCUGGAAUUUCCAGUUAUUCAACAUGUUGAAAAAUUUCCAGAUCAAAGUAGAUGAUGAGCAGCUUUAGCCACUUCUUCUCCAGACUCCAGAGGGUCCUUAUUCUCGAAACAACGUUUUGCCUUUUCGCUCAUAACACUGACAAAGACAGACCAAUCGUUCUCAUGGAGAACACUGCUCCUCGGUUUUGAGAAUAAGGACCCUAGGCUAUUGGGACAUGAUUAGGACUCUGUAACGAAUAAUACAGAUAUUUUCUCUAUCUCUAUUGUCGUCCCCUCUCUAUUGAUUUCGAAAAGAGAGAAAAAGAUACCAAGUGCCAUAACGAUGGGGAUAACGAUCUCUAUAUCCGUUGAUAAGUACCAUGUCCCAGCCGAUUACAAUCAAAGUAGGUAUAUUAUAUUAUAAACAAAUACAGGGUGUCCCAUGCAGAGAAAACAGUCCACCCUGAAAAUCUUUGAAAAUUCAGACUCGACAUCCAUAUUUCUUAAGAACGAGCCGAUAAAAAUAAAAAACAAAAACAGGGUCAUGUAGAGAAUAAAAUUACCUUCUUAUCAAUAAGGUAUCACUCAACUUCUCUCUCCAUUUAAAAAAUUCAUACUUUAUUUCCAAAUAUUUUCAGGGUAAACUGUUUUCCCUGAGACACCCUGUAUACAUGAAACUUUAUUGUAUUUUAAUUUAUAUAAUUAAACUCUGAUUUACUACUUACUAGAAGGUCAACAUCUAGGUGUAAAUAUAACUUGAAAAUAGGUAGGUAAUUAAGAUUAUUUUAUUAAAAACUAACUUAAACAAAAAUAGAAUUCUAUUUAUCGAUUUAUCAAAAAAUGUUGCUACUUGAAAAACUCACUUUUUAAUGUUAUUUUAUAAUUACUAUCAAAUCUUAUGUUAUAAUGCUUUAAUUAACUAUUGUUUUUAUUUAGCAAUAAUUAUUAAAAUUAUGUAUUUUCAAAUCUUGUGCAUCAAAAUAGAAUUCUAUUUAUCGACUUUUAAUGUUUUUGACAGAAAGGAAAAGAAAAAAGAAGAAUCCAUUUUGCAGUUUGGAGUUUGGCCAUUUCUAUUUUUCCCGGUUUUUUCUUUUUGUGGGGUUGUUUUCCAGCUACUCCUCUUUGUUAAUUAACUUUAAAUUGAGCCCCGAAUUAACGCAGUCAAGAUGACGACCGAAGAAGUCAAAAAUCCAGAAUGCGAAGAUGCCCAAGAAUUAUUUGGAAUAGGUGUCCGAGCAUUUGUCCUUCAAGACUACAAUCAAGCAGCUGAAGUCUUAAGCCGAGCCCUCGAACUUUUAGUACAAGAACACCAAGACAACUUGCACGAAUCUUUGGGCAAAGUUUACUUGGUUUAUGGUAAAGCUUUGCUGGGCUGUUCCAAGACAACCAUUCAACCGCUGGGCGAAAAAAUAAAGGAAAAGGCCAAAGAAAAUGGCGAAGCUACAUCAGGAGAUGAAGAUGAGGAAGCUAAUGAAAAUGGCGAGGCACAUAAUUCUGAGCCUGAAGCUGAUGAUAAUGAUGAGUCUGUUGAACCAGGCCCUGUAGAGAAUCCUGAAGAAGACGAAGAUGAUUUGGAAGUAGCCUGGGAAGUGUUAGAGUGUGCCAAGAAAAUUUUUGAAAAGCAAAACGACAAAAAGCAACUAGCUGAAACUUUGAUUGCAUUGGGCGAAGUAUCACUAGAAAGCGGUAAUAAUGAAUCAGCUAUUGAAGACAUAAAACAAGGCCUCGAGUUGCAAAAAGAACUAUUACCCAAUGAUAGUAGGGCAGUGGCGGAGACUCUAUACAAGUUAGGAAUGGCUUAUUGUAUUGAAAGCAACAUGGACGAAGCUAUUAAAAAUUUUCAAGCCGCUCAACAGUAUUUGAACAAUAGGAUUAAAACAUUGGAAGAGACUGAAGUCCAAACUGAUGAUAUACGUGAAGAGAUUGAAGAGAUUCGUCAGUUAAUGCCAAACAUUGAUGAAAAGAUUGAGGAAAUGCAAGUCUACAAGAAUGAGCGUGAGAAAAUUGAGAAUGAGAUAAUCAAAACCAUAACCGAAAUGUCACAAAGAGAAGUCGGCAAUAGCUCUACUGCUGCUGGUUCCAGUAGCGAUAUGGCAGGCCCCAGCACUAGCAGUGAAUCCAGGCCAGUGAGUAACAUCUCGCAUUUGGUGAAACGAAAAAGAAAAUCAGACGAAAUGGACAAAGAUAACAAAUAAGGUUUUUUUUUAAAGUAGGUAUUAUUUAUGAUGUUCAAUGUUAUUUUUUGUACGGAAAAAUUUGAAAGUUACUACUGUUGAAUUAAUUGGCAAAAAAGCCCAUCAAAUAUUGAUAAUUUUCCCAUUUCUGUAGUCUUUAAGUUUGUCAUUAGAUAUAAGUUUUUUUUUACAUACAUACACAAGGGUAUUAUAUUUUGGUUAACAAAAUAAAAUUUCCAAAAACUCAUUGAUAAUAAUUGUACAAAUCAAUCAAAUAUCUCCUUUUCGGCUUCUUUACGGUACCACAAAGAGGCGGCUGCUUGGAACACCCGGCAAAUCAGGAAAAGACGCACAACUACAAAAUCAACCAAUUAAUUAAUUAAUAUUUGUAUCAAUAAUUAGUCUUACACAAACUCGUUCCAUAGAUGAAAAGGGCUACACGAGGCAAAAUCAGCUGGUUAGAAUUACGGUGGGCCUUAAGAACAUUGACCAUCAUGACUAGGCCUUUAUAUUGGUUGAAAUAGAGGCUGUAGAGGCUCAUACCUACCCAUGGCAAACUCAAACUUAGAGUUCUCUAUAUCAAAAUUAUCAUCUUAUUAUUUGCAAUGUAAGAAGUUUUGAUAAAAUUACCGUAGAAAUCCCUUUUUUCAUCAUCCAAGCCAAAAACAUUAAUAUUAAAGCUUCCUGUACAGAAACUGAGUAUGUUGUGCCUUAAAAAAACAAUUUAAAACUUAUUCCAAAUAUUUAUUUAUAAAACAAUACCUUGAAGGUUUCCAGUAAGAUUGACCCUACAAGCUUGAAUACAAGCCUCACAAAUCCAUAUAAAAGUCGAAAAAAGAGUCGAGCAAAUCGGUUGACGAUAAAGCCGCACACUGGAAGCCAAUUCUAGUUCUUUACGUUUGCAAAUGCCCUCUUUGCUCAAGGCCACGGUGACUUUACUUUUGCUGUUCAUUUUAAAUUUUGGGUUCUGAAAUUAAUUCGCACUUGACAUUUUGACGCAAUAUGUUGACAUGGUUGCAACUUGUUUUAGCAUUAGGAUACUUGAUUGAGGUAAAUAAUAAGUAAAUUAAUUCAAAACUUUUUGUUUUAUUACUUAAUACAUUGUAUUGUAAUUAUUAACGUUUUGGGUUAUAUGGGUAUAAGCUUUGGAAAGCUGCAGCAUCUUGAGGAGUAUCCUCGUCGCUUUCAGUUUCACCAUCAGAUUCAAAAGUAUUGUCUGGAAUGUCAUACAAACGAAUCAUAGGCUUGUUAGGGUCCUUCAUGAUUAAAUAUUUGCCAUCUUUUUGCUUCAUGACAAUGUCAAUGAUGCACCUGGAACAAGACAAUUUAUUAGAAAUCUACAAGAUUUGAAAUGACAAAAUAUUACCUCAAAAUCCCCCAAGCAUUGUCCAUAUUCAAAUUAAUUUGAGUAGCAAACUCAGCAGGCUUGUAUUGCUGAGUACCCAAAAUAACAUGCUUGCUGCUGUCUCGUACGUGAGCUCUGCUCACGUAUCCAAAUUUAAUUUGAUCACUUCCAGCUAGUAAAGCUUGGACAGUCCAUUUGGCCAGCUUGCAAGCAUUGUUGCGCAGCUCGUUGGCCAAUACGGCUCCUCGUUGGAUAUCCAAUUUUUGACGCCACUCUACUCCGUUGGCCAAUUUCGAAUCCCACUCGUUUAGGGCUUUGAUGGUGAUGAAUUGAAGUUCACCACUGGGCGAUUGGACCACUGCGUCGUGCUCGCAACGAGAUACUAAAGU
Messenger RNA from Ceutorhynchus assimilis (cabbage seed weevil), 7377 nucleotides. The record is from the annotation of a GenBank genome assembly. Lineage: Eukaryota; Metazoa; Arthropoda; Insecta; Coleoptera; Curculionidae.